Molecule: messenger RNA, 1350 nt
Organism: Colletotrichum truncatum
Lineage: Eukaryota; Fungi; Ascomycota; Sordariomycetes; Glomerellales; Glomerellaceae
Product: glycosyl hydrolase family 43 protein
Biological process (GO): carbohydrate metabolic process
Molecular function (GO): hydrolase activity, hydrolyzing O-glycosyl compounds
Source: RefSeq, a predicted model, not a curated record
AUGCGUCUGUUCAACACUGCCCUCCUCGCUUCUCUGUCUGUUGGCAGUGCGAGUGCGGCCAUCAGUAUUGUUCCUGGAGCUACCUGGACCGCUACAAACACCGGAGAACACGUUCAAGCCCACGGCAACGGAAUUAUUGAGGAGAAUGGAAUCUACUACAUGAUCGGUGAGGAAAAGACCGAUGGCGCCCUGUUCCAGGCGGUCAACUGCUAUUCCUCUACCAACUUGGUCGAGUGGAGCUUUGAAGGCCGUCUCAUUUCUCGCACGGAAGAGGCGGGAGACCUUGGCCCCAACCGCAUUAUUGAACGACCCAAGGUCAUCAAGAAUGACAAGACCGGCAAAUACGUUCUUUAUUUGCACAUUGACUCUACGGACUACAAGGAUGCCAGAGUCGGAGUCGGAAUUGGCGACACUGUGUGCGGAGAGUACCAGUAUCUUCGCAGCUUCCGUCCCUUGGACAAGCAGAGCCGUGAUAUUGGCUUGUACAAGGACGAUGAUGGCUCAGCGUACCUGUUGACUGAGGACCGCGAGUACGGAACUCGUAUCAUGAAGCUUACUGACGACUACCUCGAUGUCAAAGAAAUCACUUUUGGCUGGCAGUACUUCGCUGAGUCCCCAGCACUGGUGAAGCGCAACGGACUUUACUACAUCUUUGGCUCGCAUCUUACUGGCUGGAACGCCAAUGACAAUGUCUACAGCUAUGCGGAGUCUCUUUCCGGCCCUUGGUCCAACUGGACUGAGUUCGCCCCGAUCGGCUCCAAGACGCACCAAAGCCAGGUCAGCUACGUUCUUCCUCUAGGCAACGACAAGGCCAUCUACAUGGGCGAUCGUUGGCAAUCAACGAACCUGGCUGCAAGCACUUACAUCUGGCUCCCUUUGAACAUUGAUGGCACCAAAGUCACUUUGGACUGGCACGAUUCUUGGACUGUCGACGUGAAGGCUGGUACAUGGUCCGAGGCUAAGCCUGAGAUUGAGAUUGAGGGCGAAAGUGCUGAGCUCUCGAACGGAGCGCGUCUUCUCAGCUGCUCCGGAUGUAGCGGAUCUUCUUCCGUUGGCUAUCUUGGUGGCGACUCCGACGGAACUGCGGUUUUGAACUUUGAGGCCAGCACUGCCGACAGGGUAACUCUCAUCGUCAAACACCUGAACGGCGAUACCCGUUCUCGUCAUGCAGCAGUUUCAGUCAAUGGCGAGGAGCAGAACGUGGCUUUCCUCUCUACCAGCCACAUCUCAAGCAGAGUGGGCAGCAGUUCCGUCCAUGUUGAUGUAAAGGAGGGCGUCAACACCGUCAAGUUCUCAAAGUCUGAGGGAUGGGGACCUGAUAUCGACCAGCUGAUCGUCCCUAGCAUCUGA